Anarrhichthys ocellatus (wolf-eel) is the source of this 2243-nucleotide messenger RNA. RefSeq names its product DDB1 and CUL4 associated factor 8 (gene dcaf8). Lineage: Eukaryota; Metazoa; Chordata; Actinopteri; Perciformes; Anarhichadidae. The transcript has 13 exons. Gene Ontology annotation, molecular function: protein binding. The record is from RefSeq and is a predicted model, not a curated record. Gene Ontology annotation, cellular component: cytoplasm; Cul4-RING E3 ubiquitin ligase complex. Bases 305 to 2149 code for a protein of 614 amino acids.
AUGGAGCCCCAAAAAAGAAACUGAACCGUCAAAACAUAAACAGAGCAGUCAACCUUGUGCGAACGCAGUUAGCUCGCUUUAUAGACUGUCUUUUACAAAAAAAGCCUUAUGCACGCAUUCCGAAUGUCGUGUAUUCACGGUCAAACAACUCCUAGCCGAGGCACUUAAGUUAGCUCAAUUGCUAAGUAAGAAAGGUGGAGAAAAUAAAUCUGCAAUAAAGAUCAGGACCAAACUAAGAAGUACGCCUCAUCGGGCCUUCGAGUAGAGGUUCUCCCUCAGGUCGACGCAGGACAACGGAUACAUAAUGUCUGAGGCUGACGGGAAAUCAACUGCCCUUAACGGUGGCUCUGAAGAAAAAGAACCAGAAGAAGAUCAACACAAGGAGACAGAUGCCUCUGGAAGCAAAGAGGGACAAACACAGUCUUCUUCUCAAGAUGCUCCCAAAGACACAGGAGAGGCAUCUGGAGACAAGCCAAUGUCCGAUGUGGAUGGAGAGAUGGGGGGAAACAGAGAAGGAGAGGAGGAGGAAGACACAGACAGCAUGGAUGGCAGCGGUCUUUACUCCCUGACGGAGGAUGGUGAAAGAGAGAGUGAGGGAGGCAGACGGGAGAGGGCAAAGGAUAAAGAUGGUGGGAAAAGGGCCGCUAGAAAGAGGAAUAGACCCGGCGGCGGCACCAAUCACUCCACCAGCUCAGAUGAGGAUGACGACGAGGACGACGACGAAGAAGAACAGAAAGAUGAUGAUGACGAAGACGACGAUGAAGCUAUGGAGGCCUGGCUGGGAGCAGAGCUCUGUGACCUGCGUGGCCCGAUAUGGCGGGCGAUACCCUCGCUGCGCUUGAGGGAGAUCGGCAGGGACUCGCGCCAGUUUGUGAGGCGUGUGUGUGGAGCCCGUGGCCUCGUGCAGAGGCUGGAGCUCCAGGGCCGACUGGAGAGGCACACGGGCUGCGUCAACACGUUGCACUUCAACCCCUCGGGCACACGCCUGGCUUCGGGCAGCGACGACCUGCGAGUGGUGAUCUGGGACUGGGCUGUCCGCCGUGCUGAGCUGGAGUUUGACAGUGGCCACAAGAGCAAUGUCUUUCAGGCAAAGUUCCUGCCUCACAGUGGAGACUCCACCUUGGCCAUGUGUGCUCGAGAUGGUCAGAUCCGAGUGGCCGAGCUCUCUGCCACACAGCGCUGCAAGAACACCAAACGGGUCGCACAGCACAAAGGGGCAGCACACAAGCUGGCCCUUGAACCUGAUUCCCCCUGCUGCUUUCUGUCCGCUGGAGAGGAUGCCGUGGUGUUUGGUAUUGACCUGCGUCUGGACCGUCCUGCCAAUAAACUGGUGGUUGUAAAGGAAGGAGAUAAAAAAGUGGGGCUGUACACCAUCUUUGUCAACCCAGCAAAGACGCACCAGUUUGCUGUGGGCGGUAGAGACCAGUAUGUGAGGAUCUAUGACCAGAGGAAGAUCAAUGAGAAUGAUAACAAUGGUGUGCUGAAAAAGUUUUGUCCUUCACAUCUGGUAUCCAGUGAGUCCAAAACCAACAUAACCUGCCUCGUGUACAGUCACGAUGGCACAGAGCUCCUGGUCAGUUACAAUGAUGAGGACAUCUACCUGUUUGACUCCAACCACAGUGAUGGGGCAGACUAUCGCAGGAGAUACAAGGGACACCGCAAUAAUGCAACAGUGAAGGGGGUGAACUUCUACGGGCCGCGCAGUGAGUUUGUGGUCAGCGGCAGUGACUGCGGACACAUCUACCUGUGGGACAAAUACUCUGCUCGCAUCGUCCAAUUUAUGGAGGGAGACAGGGGAGGAGUGGUGAACUGUUUGGAGCCACAUCCCAAUCUUCCAGGUAUGGCCACCAGUGGGCUGGACCACGACAUCAAACUGUGGGCCCCCACAGCUGAAAGCCCCACAGGACUCAAGGGCCUAAAAGAGGUAAUGAAGAAAAACAAGCGGGAGCGCGAUGAAGACAGUGUGCGCCACGGUGACCAGUACGACACCCAGCUGCUGUGGUUCCUGAUGAGACACAUGAGGAACAGACGGCCUCAGAGGGCCCGCCGUGAGGGUGCAGACACAGACACAGAUGAGUCCUGGAGCUCUCCAGAUUCCUCUGAUGAAGAGGAAGGAGGUCCAGAUCAUGUACAGUGCAUGUCCUCCUGAGCAACACACACACACACACACACACACACUUAGAUAUACAUACAAACAUGCAUACAUUUAUUGCCCUUGAAUUGAGGCACAUAGGCAAACUAUU